UUAUUUUUUGCUUUCCUUCAUUCCAUGCAUACAUAGUUUUCAAAAAUUCCUUUAAGACAAUUUGUUCUAGCUGGUUGCAGAUGAUUGCUCAAAACAAAAGCAAGUCCUUGCAGUUGCGUGAGAAGGAUAUCGAAAGUGUAUCUAAGAAGCUAUUAAGAAGUGCUCAAAUGCUAUUUCCACGGCAACUUAACGAUCCAAACAUCGUUUGACCAUCCAGAAGUGUCGGAGAUAUAGAUCUAUAUCAAGAAAAUUGCAGCACCAGAAUACAGCUGUAGCUUAAAGUCAACGAAUUAAAAACAAGUGGUCUAGCUACUAGAAAAGGUGAUCCAUAAUGGCAGAAGCACCAUCGCCACAAGUUGAAAAAGCAGAACAGGGUAUUGUCAAAGAGGAUCUCUGUGAUGCAGGUUUUGGUGGUAACUUUGAGAUCAUUAUCGACGGCGCAAUUAUUAACGAGCGGUCAUCAGACAGAGAAAAUCUUGGCGCAUCAUACGAAAUAUGCAAGAAAAUUGAUCAGGCUAUUAUAAAAGUCCUGGGUGGCAUAAGAAAGGAUCACCAUUUUGGGGAAAUUCAAAUGGGAUGUCUUCUUGUCCUACUGCAUUGUUUUACGGACGAAAAAUUUUCCCAGGUUUUCGAAGAUAUUACAUCAGGAGAAAUGAAGGAAAAAUUACGGCUGGAACUUUUAAAUAAUGGAAUUAGAACAGAAAGAUUGGUGGUUAAUAUUAGAAAUAGGGAAGAAGUUGAAACAACGAACGCAGCUAUACAGAGGCGAUUAGAGAAAAAAGAAAAUCAGGAGCCAGCAGACGGAGGGACUGCCUCGAGAUCAGAAUUCAUUCCACAGAUCAUUGUCCAGGGUGGAGCGUAUUCUCAGAAACCUCAUCAUAUGUGUAUUAGUAUUAAAGACAACGAGUAUCUAGAAAUAAUAAAGGACUCGGCAAAAGCAGGGAAUAACAUUUUACAGAACAACGGGACGGCGAUUGAUGCGGUAGAGGCAGCAGUUCGUAUUUUGGAAGACAGCGAAUAUUUUAAUACUGGUUGCGGAUCAUUAUUGACCAACGAUGGUGAAGUUGAAUGUGACGCUAUGAUCAUGGAUGGAAACACGUUAAACACUGGAGCAGUGAUAUCUGGACGCCAUUUCAAAAAUCCAGUUUCACUCGCCAAACUAAUCAUGAGUGAUACCGACCAUUGUGCCCUAAGUGGUGAAGGAGCGCUGAAAUUUGCUGUAGAGAAAGGAUUUCCCAUUUUUGAUCAGCCUCAAAUGAUCGCCGAUCAUGUAAAAGAAUUAAAAAUUCCAUAUUCGAAACUUCGUGAUUAUAUUCGCAACCGCUAUAAAGGACUUCCUUCACAGCCCAGUGAUACCGUGUCGGCUAUUGCUAUGGAUGAAAAUGGUCAUUUGGCUUGCGCGACGUCAACAGGUGGUGUACCGGGAAGAUUGUCUGGUCGUGUCAGUGAUGCAUCGCUGGUGGGCUGUGGUGGUUACGCAAAUAAUCGCGGAGCAGCAACCACAUCUGGACUAGGAGAAUCUUUGAUGAAAAUGAAUCUAGCGAGAGAGGUCGUGUACCUGAUGGAAGGUGGAAUGAAUGCUCAGGAUUCUGCAAAAAAAGCUUUGGAAAACAUGAAGAAACAAUUGAAAGACGUAGGUGGUGUUGUUGCGAUUGACAAAAAAGGAAAUUUUGGAUUGUAUUUUACUACUGAAAUGAUGGGUUGGGCAAGCAUCAAAUUUAAUGAAAUGAAAUUUGGCUUGAAAAAAGACGAGAAUUUUGAAGAAACUAUAUGAUAUUUUCAAAGUUCUGGCGUAACCUUUUUUAACUGAAGACGUUCCGUUUUUUAGUUUUUAAGAGAACUAAAAGUGCGUGAAUAAGAGCAUGUAGUGAUUUGUUUGUUGCUUUGACAUAGCUAGAAGAACAAUUCAUGUAAUUGUUAUAUUUGGUAGGUUUACUAAUUUGUAGUAACUUUUAGACUUGUGACACACGUGCAGCGUGGUAUCAAGUUUUUACCAAAACGUUUCCCAUCUUUACAUCAUUGUCUAUGUUCUUACCAUUUUAUUUGUUUAAAACUGUAUUUAAAUAAUAAACGAUAAUACGAAGCUGGAGAUCGGUUACAUUAGAGAAGAUGACAAUUCGGAUAAGUGUUUUCACGGAUAAUGGCUCCUUGCUGCAGUUACGUCAGUGUAGACAGCAAAAUUUUAACCUUUAACGUAAAUAAUUAAUAAUGCAGUUUUACUGAAGCAAGAACGCUGAUAGACGUGUGCUGCCAUAGGCGUUUUAUCUCGCCCAAAUUAUCAUAAUUUUAAAUUUUUAGAAAUUUUUAAAUUUUUUGUUGUCUCCGAGUAGAUUGUUUU
Messenger RNA from Dendronephthya gigantea, 2338 nucleotides. Its product is annotated as isoaspartyl peptidase/L-asparaginase-like. The record is from RefSeq and is a predicted model, not a curated record. The coding region runs from base 332 to 1774 and encodes 480 amino acids. NCBI's taxonomy places the organism in Eukaryota, Metazoa, Cnidaria, Anthozoa, Malacalcyonacea, Nephtheidae. The transcript has 9 exons. Gene Ontology annotation, molecular function: asparaginase activity.